Messenger RNA from Populus nigra (black poplar), 1118 nucleotides. RefSeq names its product thaumatin-like protein 1. The coding region runs from base 174 to 911 and encodes 245 amino acids. The transcript is spliced from 2 exons. The record is from RefSeq and is a predicted model, not a curated record. Gene Ontology annotation, biological process: defense response. NCBI's taxonomy places the organism in Eukaryota, Viridiplantae, Streptophyta, Magnoliopsida, Malpighiales, Salicaceae. Gene Ontology annotation, cellular component: extracellular region.
UUUUUCUCUUCUUGAUUUUCACAUGUUCCUCUGUUUGGCUGUUUACUAGUCUGCAAAUUUAACACUAUAUAUUAAGUGACAAACACAAUCUUUUUUAAAAUAUAGAGUGUUUCUUGCUUACCUCAAAUCUCUUAAAAGAUACUGAAAAGGAGUUAAUUCGACGCAUCUCGGCAAUGGGGAGUCGUAUGCCCUUUGCUAUAAUUACCUUCACCCUCGUCAUCUUCCUCUAUGGAGCUCAAUCUGUGACUUUCGACUUCACAAACAAGUGUCCAUACACAGUCUGGCCAGGAACUCUAACGGCUGCUGGCGGUCCGUCUUUAUCUUCAACUGGCUUCACAUUGGCAACGGGUGCUUCAUCUUCGCUGAGUGUCCCUGUCAAUUGGUCUGGCCGCUUGUGGGCCAGAACGCAAUGCUCUACAGAUGCCUCGGGAAAGUUUGUUUGUGCUACUGCUGACUGUGCCUCUGGUGUCAUAGAAUGCAAUGGAGCCGGUGCGAUCCCACCAGCAUCCUUGGCAGAAUUUACUCUAAGCGGUGAUGGUGGGAAAGACUUUUACGAUAUAAGCCUUGUUGAUGGCUUUAACAUCCCAAUUUCGGUAACCCCGCAAGGAGGUUCUACUGGCUGCCCUUCUACAAGCUGUGCAGCUAACGUGAAUGCUGUUUGUGAUCCUAGUUUAGCAGUGAAAGGUUCAGAUGGGACUGUGAUUGCCUGCAAGAGUGCGUGUUUGGCAUUUAACCAGCCGCAGUACUGCUGCACAGGAGACCAUAAUACAGCUGACACAUGUCCUCCUACCCAAUAUUCGAAGACUUUCAAGCAGCAGUGUCCUCAAGCUUAUAGUUAUGCUUAUGAUGAUAAAUCGAGCACGUUUACUUGUCCUAGUGGAGGCAACUAUUUGAUUACCUUUUGUCCAUGAUCAAAUGUGGUGGUUCACAACUCUUUCUUUUUAUGGAAAGAGUUGGAGAACAACACAUUUAAUAAAUGUUUUUAUGAUAAUUAAUAAAGAAAUGGAAUAAUAGAUUUGGGAUUGACAUAUCCCAAAAGGAUCGUUUAUCAAUUUUCAUGCUGUUGAUAUGGUAAAACUGUAUGCCAUUCAUUAUCAAUUAACGAUAUUUUCAGUUCA